CGAGUAGAUCUGAUCUAGCUGGUUUGUGUUUAUAGUGUAUCUUCAUUUACUUACUAAUUUUGUUUUGGUUUGUGUGUUAAUGGGCGUUUUUCGAAGUGCAGAAGUAGAAGCUUAGCAUAUCCUUCAGUACAUGUGUAUAUUUUACUACAGACGCCAAGCUAAGGUACAGUAGCAUUUACAUGUUGGUUUAGUCAACUUUGGCGCCUUGACUGCAUUCACUAUGUUUGUAAUAGAGUGCCUGAAGGGCCAUUCACGUAACGUAUGUAAACGUUAAAUAGAUAUUUUAUGGUAUACAUUUUGGCUUUCCUUGUUUCAAUCUGUCUAUUUUUCUCUCUCCUUUACGCUUUUUAGACCCAAAUUAUUCUGAGAUAAGACUGAUCAGGGGAAUAAAUGGUUUCCAUAUGGAGCUGCAUAAUGACCCUCUGAUGCUAAGUAGCAUUUGAUCCACAACUUUUAAUUUUCGUGAGUGAGAUUUAUAUUAUUUAUAUUUAUAGAUAAGUACAUCUGUACAAUUAAAACUAUAAACAAUAUUUUAGAUUCUGAAUAAAGUAAUUAUUGAUCAUUGAAACCAAAACUGAAUAAUUCAAACACUAGUCAGUUACUUUUCUUCAACAGCUGUAACUUGAUUAUCGGUUCAGAUACAGUGCUUUAUGGUUUAGUAAAUAAGAAAUUGUGAUCUUGAUGAAAUUCAGAUAGAAACAAAGCAUGGCACCCGGGGUCCAGGCGGUGGUACGUACUGCUCAGACGUGGCUACAGUGCUCCUGGCACAUCCAGGUGCCCUUUGCUUGGCUGGAAGCUUGUGUACAGUGGCUGCAGGAAGAGGCAGGAGGAGCUGAUCAUUUGUCACAGCAGCAAAUCAACCAACAGGCCCUUGACCAGUGGUUGUUAACAGACCUGAGGGACCUGGACUAUCCUGUUCUUCCUGAGGGGCUCGCUCAGGCCCAGAAGACUGUUCUCAGUGGUACCUUCUGUGUCCAGGUUGACUCAUUACUGGACGUCAGUCAGCCUGCCUAUGGUCAGCUGCAGAAGUGGAAGGGCACAGACUGUGCAAAUGACGAAGUGUCAGCAGUCACACAGACCACCCAGAGGCCCUGGGAGGCCAAACCCACCCGUAUGCUGCUACUUCAGGUGACAGAUGGAGUCCAGAGCUUGGAAGCCAUGGAGUAUCAGCCUAUCCCUGCGCUCAAAACAGAUCUAAGGCCCGGUGUGAAGCUACAGUUGCAAGGGCAGAUGGUUUGCAGGCUCGGGGUGCUGUUGUUGGGUCCUUCCAACAUCAAGGUCCUGGGUGGUGAGGUGGAAGACUUGGUGGAAAGAAAUAACCAGGGCAGGGUGCUGUGUCGAACGCUGGGGCUACCUGAAGAGCAGCAGCAGCAGCAACAGGGGGAGGAAGCCCCUCCAGCAGCACAGCAAGAGAAUCAGGAUUUGGAAGAAUUUGAGCUUGACGACCAGGAGUUGUUGGCUAGUUUGGAGGCCCAGGAGGAGAUGGAGAGAGUUCAGGUUCAUCCUGUGGAAGACAGCGGUUAUGGGACGCUCAGUGAGGUCUCCCUUCAGUCCUCCCGGAGCUCUUCUGUCAGGAGCGUCGUCUCUGCUGCCUCAUCCAGAAGUGGUAUCAGUCAAAGCAGUAUAGGAGGAUCAGUCCAUGGUCAUCGCCAUAGUAACGAUCCAGAGGAUUCAGACCUCAUUAACCACUUCCCCCCAGACCAUGUGAUUCAGGAAGACAUCCCAGAUCACAACAUGGCAGACGAUGACUUCCCUGAUGAGGAUUUUGAUGACCUCCCUCUGGAUGAGUUGGAUAGUGUGAUUUUUCAGGAGAAUACAAAUGUUUCCACACAGGCUCAAAGUGGUAACAGAGGAACAACACAGAGCUACAAUGUGGAGAGACCAACACAACGCCAAACUGCUAUAUUUGAGAAGAAUGAUUCUGGAUCAUCAUCAACUUCUAGAUCUUUAUCUACACAUUCAAAGCCAUCACAUCAAAGUGUUCGUUUACCACCUGAUGAUGAUGACUUUAUGGAUGAAGACAUGGACUGUUUUCUUGAAGAGGUAGAUACUUUCACAACCCCAAUUGAGACAACUGGAGGGCCAAAUCAGAACAGGGACACUUUAAAUUACAGGCUUCAAGGCCUUAGCCAAUCAGAGAAAGGUACCAAGAAAACAGAAAAUGUCAGUCACAGAUUUACCAGUGAGUCAACAAAAAAUGUAGUAGACUUGACAAAGACCUCCUGCUCCACACUUCAGAGGCAAAAUGACUCAGAACUCAAUAGACUAUUUGCUAAAAAUCCACAAAGUGACAAAACUCCCACUGCUAUGACCCUGACCUCUGCGCCGUUUACGUACCUCUGCCUCUUAGACAACUCGCUCUCCAAACCCCAGCCCCACACCACAGAGGUUCUUGUCAAAGCUUUUAUUGUUACUUUGCUGGGGAAGCUAAGUAGCAGCAAUGGUCUUUGGCAGGUCUGCGCCACAAUAUCUGAUGGAACAGGUUACCUGGACGUGAAGCUGUCAGAUGAGGUUUUGACAGGCCUGCUGGGUUUCUCAGUAGCAGAGAAGGCUGCUAUGAAGUGUGACCCAGCCCGGAGAGGUGAGCUGGAAGCUGGAAUGAUGAGAUGUCAAGAGGGGCUUGUGGACAUGUGCUGUAUCAUGACCAUUUCAAUUGAACCGGAGGGGGGGAAAGCUGUGGUGACCAAAGCAGAGCCUAUUACAGAAAAAGUGCUCCUGGAGCUGGAGCAGAGGGUGAAAGCCAGGAGAAAAUAAGCACAGGGGAGCCAGAGAGGAAGUGGGUGAUAAUGGGAAAAUUACAAGCAGCAGAUAUGUGUAUUGCCCUGCACAGAUGAAACUGAAAAUGUAGGCAAAUAUAGCAUUCAUUGCCUCAAGUUUGUCUUUAGAUAAUGAAACUAAGUUGGUUCUGGUGAUCAACCUGACCUUCUGUUUCAGAAUUGGAGAACAGAAUGUGUGAACUGGAUGUCUGAUGAUUAGUAUGAACCGUGUUGUAAUGCAUGCCAUCUGCUAUAUGUGAAUGUGACAUCCUGUCAUUUAUCAUUAGUAGAUUCAUCUAUUUUUGGAGCUAUUUUUUCAGCCUAAAAUGCAUGCAUGAUUCCCACGAAAAUAUAAGAACACAUAAUUUUUAAAGUCUUAAAUGUAAUAAAGGUGGAUUUAAUGGUUAAUUAUACCAAACAUUCCGACCAGAGCAACCUUGAUUUUAUGGAGCAUUUAAAGCUGUGUGAAGCGAAGAAUAAGACAUUUGAGAAAGAGAAGGGGAAGGGAAAUUCAUAUUUUGAUUGUUGUAAUGAAUUGCCAGCCUUUGCAUUCAUUCAGUACAUCCAUUAUUUCUGAAUGAAAAAUGAUUGAAUAUCCAAGGGCAGCUUGGGUCUCUAAUAUACUCCCCCAGCGGGGAAUGAGAAGGGAGAUAAAGGAGAGGCCAUGAGCUUCGAUUAUUUCUGUUAGUUAAAGAUGUUCUGUUUUUUAAUGAAUGUACAUCUACAUAUCUGACUAAUAUGCCUUUGUAGACAUGUAUACAUAUAUUGUAUUUAAAGCACAUUCAUAACAUACUGAAUAUAAAUUGUAAUAAAACUGUUUUGAAGGUUUUUACAGACAGUUUUAUUUAAACAUUCUGCAAAGUAAUUGCUUGCUGUUAUUUUUACCUUUCUAUUUCCCUUUAUCAAAUGAGAAUCAUAUUCCUACAGAUUAAAAAAAUAACCAGACAAACUAGACCAAUUCACUAGCACAGUGGGUUUCAUUUGGUUCAUAAUAAGUUUAAUAAAUGCAUCAUGGGAUGUGCACUGUUUAAGCAGACAUGACAGUAAUUAAAAGUAGCCCUGCUCUAUUAUAUCAUUCCAGUCUUUAAUUUUAAUGUACAUUUUCAACAGUUACACCCAUGAGUAUUUGCGUCUCGUUUGGGGGAGUUUACACCUUUCUGUUAAGCAUCAGUCUAGUAAUGGGUCAGGUAAAUAAAAUUGCCUGGUGUUAUUACAUGGA
Messenger RNA from Sphaeramia orbicularis (orbiculate cardinalfish), 3975 nucleotides. It is a transcript of the gene rmi1, whose product is annotated as RMI1, RecQ mediated genome instability 1, homolog (S. cerevisiae). The transcript has 8 exons. Gene Ontology annotation, biological process: resolution of meiotic recombination intermediates; double-strand break repair via homologous recombination. NCBI's taxonomy places the organism in Eukaryota, Metazoa, Chordata, Actinopteri, Kurtiformes, Apogonidae. Bases 706 to 2754 code for a protein of 682 amino acids. Gene Ontology annotation, molecular function: nucleotide binding. The record is from RefSeq and is a predicted model, not a curated record. Gene Ontology annotation, cellular component: nuclear body; RecQ family helicase-topoisomerase III complex.